This is a messenger RNA of Nicrophorus vespilloides, 450 nucleotides long. RefSeq names its product small integral membrane protein 12-A. The record is from RefSeq and is a predicted model, not a curated record. The transcript is spliced from 3 exons. NCBI's taxonomy places the organism in Eukaryota, Metazoa, Arthropoda, Insecta, Coleoptera, Silphidae. Bases 127 to 387 code for a protein of 86 amino acids.
UAGCUUUUUCCAUAAUAAUAAAUCAUCAAUUUUUAAAGGCUUGAGACCUAAGUCUAAUUUAGUUGAAGCUAAAAUAUCAAAGAUAUUCUUCCGAUAAGAACAACAAAAUUUAAAAAAAAGUGAGAAAUGUGGCCAGUACUAUUAAGGGCUAUGAGAGUGUAUGCUCCUUAUAUAACAUUACCCUUUGCUGCUGUUGUUGGUUAUAUAGGUUACCAUGUGGAGAACAAAGUUAGUGAUAAAUAUACACCCUAUAGUGCUCCCAUAAAAGACUCGAGGAAUGAAAGGUUACUCUCUGAAGAUUCCUUGCAAUCAGCAACUGAAGUAGAAAAGUUGAAAUAUAGUGCAAAUGUUUUAGGAAGAAAUAUCUCUCCUAGUCUGAAGGAAUAAUACAGUCAAUUUUAGAUCAAUUUUAAAAUUAUUAUUGUAUUGUGUGAAAUUGUAGAAUUUUUA